GAAACGGUCGAGAAGAAUUACAGCAAACAGAGUUAAAAGAGGAACAAGUUCUUUCUUCAGCAAUAAUAACUACAUAUUUACAUUAAUAAACGUACCGUCAACCUUUUUCUGCUUUUAUGUGUUUUUGUUUCUUCUUUUUUUAAAAGCUGUUAUUGAAUCUCACACAGCGGAACGUUUCCGUUCGGCGGAAACAAGCGCGGAAGGGAAAAAUCUGCGGGAUUGCAUUGCAGCCCCGGACAGAGUUAAUAGUAACACCAGCUGGAUACAUGUGAGGCGCUGUGUGUUCCAUGAAAGUCAGCCCCCGCGCACGGUGCAUUGAUGAGCAACUGAACAGGAAGUUUGUUGUCGUGGAAACGGAGCUAUGAGGCGACUGUACAUCGGCGGGUUGAGCCACUCGAUCACCCAGAAGGAUCUGAAGGAUCGAUUUGGAAAGUUUGGGGAAGUGGAGGACGUGGAGCUCCGGACCAGGAAGGACGACGAGGGUGUUCCUUAUAAAACCUUCAGCUACAUUAACAUCAACAUUUCAGACGCCGACCUGAAGAGAUGUAUGACGGUGCUCAACAAAUCCAAAUGGAAAGGAGGAACUCUGCAGAUCGAAACCGCCAAGGAGAGUUUCCUGCAGAGGCUGGCCGAGGAGCGGCAGACGGCCGCGGAGCAGCACCUCCAGCAGCCGGCCGUCGAGGACAAGAGGCAGAAGAUGCUGGACUCCCUGAGCAAAGCCGGCGUGGACAACUUCACCAUGAAGGCUGCGGUGCCGGGGACCGAAGUGCCGGGACACAAGGACUGGGUGGUCAGUAAGUUCGGGCGAGUCCUCCCCGUCCUGCAGCUCCUGAGUCAGAAAGGCAGCCGAGCCCGAACCGUGACGUACGACCCGUCCAAGUACAGCCACAACAUCCGCAAGCUGGACCGGUCCGAGGCCGACACGCCGCUCACCCCGGUGUCCCGGCUCACCUGGGAGGUGCAGGGCGGCGACGACGACAUCAGCAAGAAGAGGCGGGGCGAGUUCCCUCCGUUUGAGCCGGCGAGACGCAAGAAGAGUCGGCCGGACGCGCCGAACCCUCAGAGCGCUGGAGGCGGAGCCAGAUUUAAACAGACUGUCGGUCACGUCGAGGCUCGUCGGUUCCCCAACAGAAUCGAACCACCGACCAACCACCGGCCGCCUCAGGGGAAGGGACCGCGUUCCACCGACUGGGAUCUCGAAUCGGACGAGGAAAUCCGCAAAGUGGCGGCGGCCCAGAACACCUCCCAUGAUGCACUGCGGCAGGAGGACGAGGGGGACACGCUGGAAGUGGUCGGACUCGACUACUUGGUGAAGUCUGGGCGGAAAGGAGGUCCGGAUGAAGAAGACGAAAACGGCUACGACUCCGCAGACACAGAUGAAAUCUUCGCCUCCAGGAAACCUCCUCUUCCUCCUCUUCCUCCUCCACCGCAGGAGAGACCGACUCCUCCAGCGACCGCACUCCUCUCAGGAAACCACGGCGACCGGAAGAGAAAGAUGAAGAAGAAAAGUCACGAGGAAGAGGACGAGUCGUCUGAGGAAGAGGAAGAGGUGGCCUCCAGCAAACCGUCUGGUAAACGCAGUAAGAACACGAAGGUGCUCCCUGUUGUGAAGCUCCCUUCCUCAGAGGAAGAUGAGGAGGAUGAAGAUGAGGAGGAGGACAAGUUGUCAGAGUCUGAGGAAGAGGUGGCCUCCAGCAAACCGUCUGGUAAACGCAGUAAGAAGACGAAGGUGCUCCCUGUUGUGAAGCUCCCUUCCUCAGAGGAAGAUGAGGAGGAGGAGGAGGAGUCAGAAUCGGCUGAUUGCAGCUCAGAUUCCGACUACGAAGCCAUGUUUUCUAACGUCACCCGUCUGGAGAUCUCCAUGGCGGAUCUUCAGAGGCUGGCCGAGGAAUCCCAGCAAGCCUCUGAGACUACAGCUCCCAGCAUCCUCGGCGCCUCCUCCUCCGAACAAGGAACCAACCUCGCGGCCGGUUCCUCUGAGCGACCUACACCCAAGAAAGGCACCACGCCGGAGGAGAUCCUCGCCGCCAUCAUGGAGGACGGCAGCGAGGACGAGCAGCAGCAGAAGAAGAAGAAGAAGAAGAAGAAGACAAAAGCUUCAACGCCGCUGCCCGCCUUCCAGGGGACGAGGGCGCUGAACGAGGGAUCAGAAACGGAGGAGAGGAGGAGACAGAGAGGAGGAGAGGAGGAGGAGGAGAGAGGAGGAAGUCAGGUCAAAAAACUGAAGCUGAACCCUAAAAUCAACGGCCGGAAAGUCACAGACUCGGAGAGCAGUGAGGAGGAGGAGGAGGAGGAGGAAGAAGAAGAAGAAGAAGAAGGCAAGGUGGUGAAGAACAUGGCUGAGACGGCUUCUAGCAGUGAUGAAGAGGAGGAGGAGAAGACGAAGGCCAAGGCCAAUCAGACUGAUCUGACGGCUAAAGCUGCAGCUUCAGCUUCAUCCUCCAGCUCCUCCGCUGAGGAAGACGAGCAAGAAAAUGCUCCUGAUAGUGAGUCCUCCUCCAGCGAAGAAGAGGAGGAGGAGGAGGAGGAGAAGCAGGCUCCUCCCCGGGUGCCGUUAGGAGCUAAGGAGGAAGAGGCGCGUCAGAGGAAGGCCAACGUGAGGAGGCUGGCAGCCGUCCAGAAGAGACAGAAAGAGGCCGAAGAGCACAAGAAGCUCAUCCAGGGAGCUCUGGCCAACCUGGACGAUCCGAAAGCCGGGGCUGGGAAACACAUCGUCUUUGGCUCCGAUGAUGAGGACGAUGGAGAAGAUGAAGAAGAUAAGCAGCAGACCACCUCAAAGGUCACCAGGUCAAAGAUGGCGCCGUUCCAGAACGGCCAAUCGGAGGUCGAGGUCGGUGGGAACGAAAAGGUGCGUCCGAAGCCGUCUGUCCCUCAGCUGUUCAGCGGCAGCGAGGACGAGGACGAGGAGGAGGGUGACGAAGAGGAGGAUGGCAGCAGGUUUGACAUCAGGCCUCAGUUUGAAGGUCGAGGGGGACGGAAGCUAAUGGAGCUGCAGUCUCGCUUCGGGACAGACGAGCGAUUUCGAAUGGACUCUCGCUUCCUGGAGGAGGACGAGGACAAAGGGGAGGAGUCAGAGAACAAGAAGAGCGUGACCGAUGAAGAGGAGGCUCUGGACGAGGAGAGGAAGAAGAACCUGUCGAUCUUGCAGAGCGUCCUCGGCAGCAGCCAGCAGGCCGGCGGAGGCAUCAAGGCGGCCGCCAAGGCCAAGACCUUCAGAGACGUCUCGGUGCUGCAUUACGACCCGAGCAAAGAGGAACACGCCGCCUUCGAGACCAAGACGGACGAAACCAAGAAGGAGAGCAAGUCGGCCCGGAGGAAGAAGAGGGAGGAGGCCCAGAAGCUUCCGGAGGUUUCCAAGGAGAUUUACUACGACGUGUCCGGAGACCUGAAGGCCGUGUUUGGUCCGACGAAGGAGGACGAGGAGAAGGAGGACGAGGAGGAGGACGCCGCCGUGGUCGUCGCUGGAGGAGGCGAGGAGGCGAACUGGGACCAAGAGGACGAGGCGGAGGAAGCCGGGAAGGACGAGCAGCCGACCCUGCAGUCGUCUCUCCUCUCGGCUGAUCCAGGACCAGAGAACGAGGAGGCGUCCGGCUUCAAAUUCUCCUUCUUUGAGGACGUUGUGGAAACAGGAAGUGGAGAGACGGCCGAGUACAAAGUAGAGAGCAUCCAGGCGCCAAAGGCGUCAUGGCAACAGGAACUACGUUUCCAAGACAGCAGCUCGGAGGAGGAAGAGGAAAAGAAGGAGGAAGAGGAAGAGGAGGAGCAAAGCAACGUCACCGCUCAAACCACAGAAGAGGAGACGCCUUCAAAGACCGAUCGGUUCUUCUUCUUCCUUGGCGACAGCAGACUGACAGAGGGUCCCAGGUCGUUCUGCCGGCCCUCUCACCUGGAGGAGCAGACGGAGCAGUGGGAGGAAAGGAGGACCGAGCUCAGACAGGAGUACCGCAAGAAACACAAGGACGCCAGGAGGAAGAUGAGGUCCUCCCUGAAGAGCUGAGGAAGCCAAACGGCAGCUGAAAGUUCAAGAUCAUCAGAUUUAUUUUUUAUUUUAGUAAAUGCAAAGAUGUUUUCGUGGUCCGGACCUGCUUUCUUGCCAUCUGGUUAGGUUGGUUGCUAUGGAAAUUAGGCUGCAAGUGAACAUGCGGCACAGCGCGACAGCAGCAGCCAAUCACAGCCUCAGAGGACCAAACCUGUUAUUAAAGAAUAAUAAAUAAAUGAACAACUGAAAUGGUCUCAUUCAUAAUGUGCCUUAACAAUUUAUAAAAACAGUUGUCAAUAAGAGGACAUCAGCUGGUGGAGUCCAACUAAUUAGACUAAAGUUAAUGAUUGUUGUUCUGAUGUCUCCUUGUGGACUUUAUGACAGUUGAUUUGACGAGAAGCCUCAGUGUCACUUUGCGCUGUAAAAUAUUUUUGUGUGGUUUUAAAAUGAAAAAUACCCUCGGUGUACAUUUUGGGUUCCA
Cyclopterus lumpus (lumpfish) is the source of this 4460-nucleotide messenger RNA. RefSeq names its product nucleolar protein 8 (gene nol8). The coding region runs from base 362 to 3997 and encodes 1211 amino acids. The transcript is spliced from 18 exons. Gene Ontology annotation, molecular function: RNA binding. NCBI's taxonomy places the organism in Eukaryota, Metazoa, Chordata, Actinopteri, Perciformes, Cyclopteridae. The record is from RefSeq and is a predicted model, not a curated record.